ACGUGCACUGUGUAACAUGUCGGACAAACUACUUACAAGGUUGGUUGGAUUCAGUAUAUUGUUAAUACUGGUUGUUCUUACUGCAGUUCUCUGCAUUGUGUGGACUAUACCGGACAGUAAGCAGAUAGAUGCAGAUACAGAGAUUUGUCUACAACAUGAAAACAAAAUUAUGAAAUGCGGUGAAACAAUUAGUGUGUUACAUGAUGUUUUUGAAAAGGCUAUUUUAUCUGCAUAUGCUGCAGCUGAGAAACAGGAGAAAAAUCAAACAGAAAAAUACAUACAAGAUGCCUUAAAACAUGACGUUCAGCUGAUGACAGACUACAAAAACACAUUGUGGGACAUGAAACCUUCUGCAAAAUUAGUUGGCAACCGUGAACAACAAAAACAUGUGUCAGGUAAUGCUGCAAUGACAACGGUCACAUGUUGGCGACACGAUAAAGACCUUUAUUACACAACAGGAUUUCAGAGAUACGGAAUUAGGUUCCAGAAUGGCCGAUUAAUUGUCCCUGUAAGCGGAACUUACCACAUAUACUCUUUCCUGGGACUUACAGAACGAGGUGUUACAGACGAAGGAAUUCCCGUAAAAUCAAACAAUACGCAAGAGAUAAUACAUACAAUGCAUAAGUAUAACGUACUUGAUACUGCUGAUAUUGAAAUCGCCUCAAAUGUACAAUCUCGUAAAAACGCCUCGAGAGGUAACUUUAAUUAUUACACGAGUCAAAUAGUGACGUUGGUGAAGCUUCGUGCUGGUGAUGAAAUAUCAGUGAGAAUAAACGACGAAGCACUUUUGCAACACACAGAGAACAACUACUUUGGUUUGCAUCUAAUAUGAGAUCUCCGGCAUUGGGGUGGCGUCCUCGUCGCGUCGGAGGGAUGGAAAUUCCAACGAAUGCCCCUGUUUAAAAAAGACACUGUCGAAGAGACUAACAAGACGUGGGACCCAAUUUGAACCCGCCCUAUGACAUAAAUUAGUAACCAAAAUAGACUACGUAAAAUUAGUAUGCAUACUGAAGUUUGAUAUGACUCAAUGCAAAGGUUCUGAUCUCAAGAUGUGCUAUCAUUUUAUCAUAUACGUUACUGUUUUUAUUACUGAUGAGUACAAUCGAAAAAUCGUCGCUGACAUUGCUAUGUCGGGGACAAUCAAUAAUGGUUGUCCAAAAUCGAUGUCGCUAAUGUUUAUUCCAGUAACUACGUAUUUUUUUGUUUUGUGGUAAAAGUCGAGUAAAUCUUUCUUUCCAUUAUAUUCUCUUUGAGUUCAUUUAAACAAGGGAGGUCACUCUCUUGCACAAAUGCGGUGAAUGUAAACACUUUUGCUUACAUUCGGAGCUCCUCAACCAUUUUAAUCGAAAACAAGCUCGGAUGUAUUUGCUUGGUUUAAAUACUCAAAAAGGGGUACGUUUAAGUCCAUGGAAGUAGAUCGGGUAGAAGUUUUAUUAAGCAGUUAAACUUUAUCACUUGACUCUGGGGAGGCUUAUUAUGUUUGCAAUAAUAUACUUCACUGACAAUCAAUGUAAAGAUAGAUAAAUAAAUACAAUUCUGAAACACUACAUUUCAUUAAUGAUAUAAUUUAAAAAAAAAAAACUUCAAUUGAUUUACCGGCUUACAUCCGAUGUUGUUUUCGAUAAAAAUGGCAGAGGAGUUCCGAAUGUUUUACUUAAAAACUCUCCCAAAAUUAUUUCUUAAUUGUUUUUAUAUUUUAUAAAACAUUCUUCAAUAACCUGUCUCUAUAGUGUAGUAGGUCCAGUUUGACCUGCAAAUACCGGGUAUUCCGGCUUUAUAAAAUCUGUUUUUGAACCCUUUUUUGGUAUUGUUUAUAAUUAACUAAUUUACAUUUUCGUGAAAGUUUUAUGAAAUUAAGAUAUUCUAAUGAAAUGAUCAAUAUAACAGGUUAUUGAAUGUUAAGCUGGUUCAUUUUUUUGAUAUGCUUCUUCAUGGAUAAAAUGAUAAGAUAACUUACUUGAUGCGUUGUGCAUCAUUUUGCAAUUGAUGUGAAAUUAUUAAAUAUGUGUUGUGUUGUUAUGUUUUAUCGUUUAGUUAUUAAAGAUAGAAAAAAGUU
Messenger RNA from Mya arenaria, 2056 nucleotides. RefSeq lists its product as uncharacterized. NCBI's taxonomy places the organism in Eukaryota, Metazoa, Mollusca, Bivalvia, Myida, Myidae. Gene Ontology annotation, biological process: immune response. The record is from RefSeq and is a predicted model, not a curated record. The transcript has 4 exons. Bases 17 to 832 code for a protein of 271 amino acids. Gene Ontology annotation, molecular function: tumor necrosis factor receptor binding. Gene Ontology annotation, cellular component: membrane.